This is a messenger RNA of Drosophila eugracilis, 2795 nucleotides long. Its product is annotated as probable cytochrome P450 4ac2. Gene Ontology annotation, molecular function: iron ion binding; heme binding; oxidoreductase activity, acting on paired donors, with incorporation or reduction of molecular oxygen. Lineage: Eukaryota; Metazoa; Arthropoda; Insecta; Diptera; Drosophilidae. The record is from RefSeq and is a predicted model, not a curated record.
UUCAAUGUUCUGCAGUCUUUCUUGGCUAUUUUUAAGUGGGUUUAAAUUACUAAUUAUUAAUGUUUAGAUAUGUUACUAAGUUUCGAUUUCAUUUCAGAGAAGAGUGCAACAAGUUCAUAACUGUUCUUGACAAGAAUGUAGAUGCUGAACUAGAUCUCAAUCAGGUUAUCCCACAGUUUACUUUAAAUAACAUUUGUGAAACCGCUUUGGGCGUUAAACUAGACGACAUGUCGGAGGGCAAUGAGUACAGAAAGGCCAUCCAUUCCCUGGAAGAAGUAUUAAUUCAACGCGUCUGCAAUCCGCUGAUGUACUACAACUGGUACUUCUUCCUUUACGGAGACUAUAGAAAACACGAGGAGAAACUUAAGAUAGUUCACGAUUUCUCAAGUCGCAUCAUCCAAAGGAAAAGACAGCAAUUCAAGCAAAAACAACUUGGAGAAGUUGAUGAAUUUGGCAAGAAGCAGAGAUAUGCCAUGUUGGAUACUCUUCUAUCAGCCGAAGCAGAAGGUCAGAUCGAUCAUCAGGGAAUCUGCGAUGAGGUCAACACUUUUAUGUUUGAGGGAUAUGAUACCACAUCAACCUGUCUUAUCUUUACCCUUCUUAUGUUGUCGCUGAAUGAGGAUGUGCAAAAGAAAUGCUUUGAGGAGUUGGAAACUCUUCCGGAGGACAACGAUGAGAUCAGUGUUUUUCAGUUCAAUGAACUGGUCUACUUAGAGUGUGUGAUCAAAGAAUCCCUAAGGAUGUUUCCUUCGGUUCCAUUCAUUGGACGCCAAUGUGUUGAGGAGAGUGUGGUAAAUGGAAUGGUAAUGCCUAAGGAAACCCAGAUUAGCAUCCACAUUUAUGACAUAAUGAGAGAUCCCCGUCACUUCCCGAAACCUGAUCAGUUCCAACCAGAAAGAUUCUUGCCAGAGAACACUGUUAACCGACAUCCCUUCGCCUUUCGUCCAUUCAGUGCAGGUCAAAGGAACUGCAUAGGUCAGAAGUUCGCCAUCCUGGAGAUGAAGGUACUUCUAGCCUCGGUUAUCAGGAACUUUAAGUUACUGCCCGCCACUCAGUUGGAAGAUCUUACUUUUGAGAACGGAAUCGUCCUACGGACACAGCAGCAUGUCAAAGUGAAGUUGGCGAAAAGGGUUAAAUAUAAAAGUUCAUGGGAAAAAUUCAGCCUAGAAAUGUUUGUGGAAAUCCUGAUUACUGUUCCCUUGGCUAUUCUUAUAUUCCGGAAGCUGUUUAUGCAACUAAAUCAAAAUUACUUCAUCCUAAGUCUCUGCAAGCGAAUUCGCACAGAAAAUGGAAGUCCACUGGAGGACAAAAUCUACGUAACGCCGACUAAAACCAGAUUUGGAAACAACUUUGACUUGGUGAAUUUUACACCGGAAAGUAUCUUCAACUUCAUGAGGGAGGCAUCUGCUGAGGCCAAAGGUAGAAACUAUCUAUGGUAUUUCUUCCGUUCUCCCAUGUAUAAUGUGGUAAGAGCCGAAGAAGCCGAGGAAAUCUUUCAAAGUCCCAAGCUAAUCACAAAGAAUAUAAUCUACGAACUUUUAAAGCCAUUUUUGGGAGAAGGACUGCUGACUAGCACAGACCAGAAAUGGCAUGCCAGAAGAAAAGCCCUGACUCCCGCUUUCCAUUUCAAUGUCUUACAAUCUUUUCUGACUAUAUUCAAGGAAGAGUGCAAUAAACUCGUGAAAGUCUUUCACCAAAGUGUUGAUAAGGAACUGGAGCUCAAUCAAGUCAUUCCCCAGUUCACUUUGAACAAUGUUUGUGAGACCGCGCUUGGGGUGAAGUUGGAUGAUAUAACAGGUGGUAUCCGAUAUCGAAGGUCAAUUCAUGCCAUAGAAGAGGUCAUGCAGCAGCGAUUAUGCAAUCCCUUCUUCUACAACAUAGUAUAUUUCUUUCUAUUUGGGGACUACCGAAAGCAGGUGGAUAACUUAAAAAUAGCUCAUGAUUUCUCCAGCAACAUCAUAGAGAAAAGGAGAAGUCUCUUUAAGAGCAAACAGCUUGGCCAGGUGGAUGAGUUUGGCCAGAAGCAGCGAUAUGCCAUGUUGGAUACUCUCCUAGCAGCCGAAGCCGAAGGUCAAAUUGAUCAUCAGGGAAUCUGCGAUGAAGUCAACACUUUCAUGUUUGAAGGAUAUGAUACCACUUCAACCUGUUUAAUCUUCACCCUGCUCAUGCUGGCCCUGCAUGAGGAUGUGCAACAGCGAUGUUACGAAGAGUUGGGACAUCUUCCGGAGGACAGCGAUGAAAUAAGUCUGUUCCAGUUCAACGAACUCUUCUAUUUGGAGUGUGUUAUUAAGGAAUCUUUACGCAUGUUUCCAUCAGUCCCCUUCAUUGGACGGAAAUGCGUGGAGGAAAGUGUGGUAAAUGGCCUAAUCAUGCCCAAGGAUGCCCAAAUCAAUAUUCACAUCUAUGAAAUCAUGAGGGAUCCGCGGCACUUUCCGAAUCCUGAAAUAUAUGACCCAGACCGAUUCCUGCCAGAGAACACUGUUGACCGACAUCCCUUCGCCUUUGUUCCCUUUAGUGCAGGCCAAAGGAACUGCAUAGGUCAGAAGUUCGCCAUCCUGGAGAUGAAGGUCCUUUUGUCAUCGGUUAUUAGGAACUUUAAGGUACUCCCUGCUACUCGAUUGCAGGAUCUGGUUUUUGAGAAUGGAAUUGUCCUACGCACACAGCAGAGUAUCAAAGUGAAGUUGGCGAAAAGGGUUAAGUAAUACUGAAUAACGUUGGAGAAAACUGUCUGCCAAAGAUGUUUAAUUUUGUAAAAUUGAAUCUGAAUAAAGUCGACUAAUCACUUAUAAAAUUAA